This is a messenger RNA of Trifolium pratense (red clover), 1759 nucleotides long. Its product is annotated as phospholipase ABHD3-like. NCBI's taxonomy places the organism in Eukaryota, Viridiplantae, Streptophyta, Magnoliopsida, Fabales, Fabaceae. The transcript has 13 exons. Gene Ontology annotation, molecular function: monoacylglycerol lipase activity; short-chain carboxylesterase activity. The record is from RefSeq and is a predicted model, not a curated record. Bases 16 to 1479 code for a protein of 487 amino acids.
AGUGCAGAAGUACACAUGGUCUAUUAUUAUCCCGGGUCUUUCUCAGAAUCUGAGUCUCACUCACCUAUCAAAAACACUUCAACACAAAACACUCUUCUCAUGGAACUAGAUUCAUCAACAACUUCAAACGGUUACUUACUCCUUCUCAAAGGACUUUCUCUCAUUCCAAUCUCGCAUUACGCCUUCGCUUUCAUCACUCUUAUCAUAUUCCUUCUCAUUUCCAUUAUCUACAAUUCUCUCGAAAUCCAUUUCUUCCAAGACCUCUUCUCCGGAUUCUCCGGCUCUCCGGUUCAAUUCAGUUACAACUCCUCCUCCCAAAUCUACCACGCCGUCGUUUCAAACUGCCGGAUUCUUCAAGGAAACUAUUCCGUCACACCGUGGCUUUCCAGUCCUCAUCUUCAAACUAUUUUUCUCAACUUCUUCGGAAAUCCUCCAACUGUUAAAUACAAAAGACAAUUAUUUACUACUUCUGAUGGUGGAACACUUGCUUUGGAUUGGGUAACAAGUUCUGAUGUUUCUGAUGAUGAAUCUACUCCCAUUGUUGUUUUGAUUCCUGGCUUAACAAGUGAUUCUUCGUCUCCUUAUCUCAAACACCUUGCAUAUCAUACAGCAAAGCGUGGAUGGAAAGUUGUUGUCAGUAAUCACCGAGGCUUUGGAGGUGUUCCAAUCACGAGUGACUGUUUCUACAAUUCUGGAUGGACUGAGGAUACUCGCACAGUGGUUAAUUAUCUCCAUAAAGAAAAUCCCAGAGCGCCUUUGUUUAUUGUUGGAACUAGUAUUGGAGCUAAUAUUCUGGUAAAAUAUCUUGGUGAGGAUGGUGAGAAUACUCCUGUAGCUGGAGCUGUAGCUGUGUGCUCUCCUUGGGACCUUUUGAUAGGGGAUAGAUAUAUAAAUCGUGCUCCUAUGCAAAAGCUUUAUAAUAAAGCACUGGCAGGUGGACAAAGAGAUUAUGCAAAAUUACACCAGCCUCAGUUUUCCCGCCUUGCUAAUUGGGAAGGGAUAGAAAAGUCACUUUCUGUUCGAGAGUUUGAUGAACAUGCCACAUGCAUGGUUGGGAAAUAUGAGACGGUUGAUACGUACUAUAGACGCUGCAGCAGUUCUACUUAUGUGCAAUCUGUAUCGGUUCCUCUUCUCUGUAUUAGUGCUCUUGAUGAUCCUGUCUGUACCACAGAAGCCAUUCCCUGGGAUGAAUGCAAGGCAAAUAAAAAUAUUGUGUUGGCAACUGUAAAGCAUGGAGGACAUCUUGCCUUCUUUGAAGGGAUAACUGCAUCUAGCCUGUGGUGGGUGAGAGCUACUAAUGAAUUUCUUAGUGUACUACACUCUAGCCAUUAUAUGCAUGAACAAAAAAAGAUCUCUACGCCAAACACACUGUUGGAUUCGUCAAUUGAUCAGGGCCCUUAUGUCAAUGUUACCGAAGAUGGAAUGGUGGCUGCAUUGAACAGUGAGCCAACAACGGACAACCAAAAGAAAUACAUGUAAUACAGGAUAUGCAUCAUUAUCAUGAAAUGGUCCAGAAGAAUAAGUUAAAAAAACUUGAUGAGCUAGUGAAAGAUCGGGGAUUCCUCUGGCAUUGUAUAUAAACAAUAAUUAGUACACACAACGCAAUGCCUCUUGAAUUUUGACGCCCAGGCUUGCUAUCUCGACAAAAUCGAUGGUCCAUCUGAAUGCUGAUGUAUAUUGCUGUUACCGUACGUUGGCACUUGGCACUAAUUAGAUAAUACUUGUAUUCUUUCCUGUCUAAUAAAUUUCAUUUCUAUUA